Messenger RNA from Alligator mississippiensis (American alligator), 4626 nucleotides. RefSeq names its product pelota mRNA surveillance and ribosome rescue factor (gene PELO). Gene Ontology annotation, cellular component: cytoplasm. Gene Ontology annotation, biological process: nonfunctional rRNA decay; ribosome disassembly; nuclear-transcribed mRNA catabolic process, non-stop decay. The transcript is spliced from 2 exons. Lineage: Eukaryota; Metazoa; Chordata; Crocodylia; Alligatoridae. The coding region runs from base 156 to 1313 and encodes 385 amino acids. The record is from RefSeq and is a predicted model, not a curated record.
CGUCGACGUAGCAUAGCGGGGCAAGGGGCUGGCGUCAGCCGCUUCCGCCUGGCCACAGCUAGUGCGCAGGCGCGGCCCGAAGGCCCGCGGGCGCCUCCCGAGCUUGCUGCGCGGGGCCGGGGCAGGGGCCGGGGCCGGGGCCGGGGCCGGGCAAGAUGAAGCUGUUGCGGAAGAGCAUCGAGAAGGACAACGCGGGGCAGGUGACGCUGAUGCCCGAGGAGCCCGAGGACAUGUGGCACGCGUACAACCUGUUGCGGCCGGGCGACAGCCUGCGCGCCUCCACCAUCCGCAAAGUGCAGACCGAGUCGGCCACGGGCAGCGUGGGCAGCAACCGCGUGCGCACCACGCUCACGCUGUGCGUGGAGACCAUCGACUUCGACUCGCAGGCCUGCCAGCUGCGUGUCAAGGGCACCAACAUCCAGGAGAACGAGUACGUCAAGAUGGGCGCCUACCACACCAUCGAGCUGGAGCCCAACCGCCAGUUCACGCUGGCCAAGAAGCAGUGGGACAGCGUGGUGCUGGAGCGCAUCGAGCAGGCCUGCGACCCGGCCUGGAGCGCUGACGUAGCUGCUGUGGUCAUGCAGGAGGGGCUGGCCCACGUCUGCCUCGUCACGCCCAGCAUGACGCUGACCCGCGCCAAGGUGGAGGUCAACAUCCCCCGCAAGCGCCGGGGCAGCUGCGCCCAGCACGACCGGGCGCUGGAGCGCUUCUACGACCAGGUGGCGCAGGCCAUCCAGCGCCACAUCAACUUCGACGUAGUCAAGUGCGUGCUGGUGGCCAGCCCGGGCUUCGUGCGGGAGCAGUUCUGCGACUACAUGUUCCAGCAGGCCGUCAAGACCGACAACAAGCUGCUGCUGGAGAACCGCAGCAAGUUCCUGCAGGUCCACUCAUCCUCUGGACAUAAAUAUGCGCUGAAGGAAGCCCUAUGUGACCCAGCAGUAGCCAAUCGUCUCUCUGACACCAAGGCAGCUGGCGAGGUCAAAGCUUUAGAUGACUUCUACAAGAUGUUACAGCAUGAGCCUGACCGGGCUUUUUAUGGUCUCAAGCAUGUGGAGAAGGCCAAUGAGGCCAUGGCCAUUGAUACUCUCUUGAUCAGUGAUGAGCUGUUCAGACACCAGGAUGUAGCUACACGUAGCCGAUAUGUGAAACUGGUAGAUAGCGUGAAAGAGAACAUGGGCACAGUGCGCAUCUUCUCCAGCCUCCAUGUGUCUGGGGAGCAGCUUGGCCAGUUGACAGGGGUGGCAGCCAUCCUCCGCUUUCCUGUUGCUGAGCUCUCUGAUGAGGAGGAUGAAUCUAGCUCUGAAGAGGAUUGAUGGAGGUGCUUCCCUUUCCCCAUAGCAUAAUAAGACUGAGUGACAGUUAAAACCUUCCUUUCUCAAAUACUGUUAAGCAGAUGUGCUGUGCUGCGUGAUUUGCAUAUUGCAGGACUGUGUUUCUUAAAGCAUCUAGCUUUUAGUCAAUCCACUCUAACAGAUAUCCAUGUAUGUUUGCACUUCCUAUGAUAGUGUACUGUAGGUUAGAAAUGACUCUACAAACUACACCCUGGAUCUCCAGUAGCACAACAAACAUCUGAUUUUGCUCAUGAAAGCUGCUGGCUAGGUAUUUUAAAGCAGACAAGGAACUGAACAUUUUGGAGUGGGUACAAAAAAGGUUAAUAAAUUAAGAAAAAACAGUGCAAAGUGUCACAGUUCUUAUUUAAAUUAGUGCUUGUAAACAGUGCUAUAAUUUACAGGAAGUAACUUGCUCUGUGUCUUAUUUGGAACUAGAAAUAUUAUUUUUAUUCAGAGACUCCAUGUUUUCCUCACACACAGAGCUGUGUUUACAGCUUGAUCAGGAACACGGGAAGCCAUGCCUAACUGACAUAAAAAAGAGUAAAUUAUAGAAGGGAUGAGGUGAAUAAUAAAUAUGGCUGUGACCUACGCAAGAGUCUAGCCCUUUGUCUGACAUUAGGCAAUGCAGUGGGAGGAGUGCUCCAUCAAAACUGAAAUUUAAAAAUAUCAGCUAAUAAAAAAACCCAAAAAACUUCACAAUUUUUCCUUAAAUCUGAGGUUCAGGUUAGGUUCUGGAGCUGUGUAGGCCACAUUUUAGAUAACUUUGAAUGUGCUACCUGGGAUUUUUUUUAUGUGCAAGUGGUGUUAUCUGUGAUGUUAGUCACGUCAUACACUCUUGCUUUAAAUUACUGUUUUCCAAUGAAUUAACAGUAGGAUAGUUUUAGGGUCUGAUUCUUCAAACUGUUACUUGCUUGAAUAAGAAUUUGCAGAAGCAGGUCCGUACUCCUUUCCCAGGAAUUAUUUUGACAACAGAUGAAUGGCUUGGAUCAUAAUUUCAUAACCAAUCAUUCUUAAUAUAUAUACUCUUUUAAAACAGGUGCAUCUUGCAGUUGAUAAAACCAGGAAGGUUUUAGCCUAUUUAGAAAUAUUGGCAACUAGAAAACUAUAAUAUAAUUACUUUUCAGUUUUAUUUAAUCUAUUUAUACAUAUUUAUUAAAGAAACUCAAAAUUGAGUUCUUAGUGUUAGUAACCCUAUUUUACUUACAGGUUAAAGCAGAGCUAUCCAACUCCUGCAUACCUGGGGCUCACAGGCUGCAUGCCUCUCAUAAGACCAGGCCUGUCCCGCUGUGCCCUGAGCACCUUAUCAUACUGCUCCAUAUUCCCUUCCAUUUUCUUGGCAAUACAUCACAUAGUGAAUGCAACUCUGCUGUACUGUGCCAGCACCCACUCUACUGCACAGGAUCCCUGGGUCCCUUUGACUCCAGGCUACAAAUUACCUUGGCUCUGUUCCAGAGGCAGGGCAGACAGUGGAAAGCCAGAGGAGGGAGGACUCCAGUGGUGGCAGCAGCAGCUACAAUGAUUGGGGGGAGCAGGACCUGAAUUGGGAGUCCAGGAGCUGAAUGUGAUCCAUGGGUUACCAAUUAGACAGCACUGGGUUACGGAGAAAUGCUUAGCCAAAGGAAAUUUAAAAAAAAUGCCAAAGAAACAAACCCCACUUCCCCUCGUUUUCAGAUUCUGUAAUAUAAUUAAGGUAGAUUUUUGUAUAAGUGAAACUUAAGGGGCUUUUUUUUGUUUGUUUUUUUUAAGCGAUGUUGACCGGAAAGACUUGGCUCAUACUCUUAAAUUGAGUCUUUUCUAAGUGAAGUAAUAGAGCAUUUUUUUAAAUAAGAUUUUAAAAAUUGUUUAAAGUAAUUAAUUACAGCUGUUUCUAAUCUAAGUAAAAUGGCUUCAUUUCAAAAUAGCAUUUAACCUGACACUACUCAUUAUUUUAUAAAAAAAAAAAAAAAUUUACACAGGUUCUUGUUGAUGUAGCCCCUUUGUUUCUGUUUUCAAAAGCAGGAAAAAGUUGAGACCUGAUGUUGACAUGGUAAUUAGUGAGGCCUCUUGCAAUGCUAUAAAGAAGACCUGAUCAAUAAAACACAUCACUUAACCAUUAAGAGUUAUUAAAUUACUAAUAAUUAAAUUAUUCAUUUAUUCUUUAUAAUUGAGUCCUUUUAAAUAUAAUUAGUCUUUAACAAGAGUUGCCAAUCUCAGCAGUUAAAAUUAGCCACGAUGCUUGACUGAUCAUCAGGGGCCAAGUAGUUGACCGGGGGAGGGGGGUCAUAGUUCCUUGCAAGUAAAAAUAAAUAAAUAAAGAUCAUAAAUAAAUAGUAAGUGAUUUUAGAGGCCGGCUUGAGUUUUCUUUUGGGUUAGUGCUAAUGCUAGCAAAAGCUUGAGGAUGACUUGGUAUAGUUACUAUUUCUAUCCCAUUAUAACAUUUUCGUGUUCUAAGAAAAAUCCUUUUGGAAUAAAACUUUCCAUGCUUAAUUGCAUUCAUGUGUAUUUUUGGUUAGGAUGUUGAUCUUAAAUACUGCAAGACUUUCAGCAUUUCAUUUUGAGUUACGAUGCAUUUUCAUGGUAGGAUUAAUAUGAGUACUUUUCUUCAGUUCAUGUAGCCCAACUGAGAGGUCAUUCUGUGAAAUAACACUUGGUGUUGUGUCCAACUGGAAUUGUACUUUGGUAUGGCACUUGACUCUUUCAGGGGGAUAUGGUACUUUGCAUAAAUCUGACUUUUAUAGUAAAUUGGUAAGGAGCUUGUCAUUCAUGGAUAUUGAGGGGGAGUUUGGUGAUAAUCAGUGAAAUUAUAAUUUAUAAACAGAUGUGGGGCGGAGAAUUUUCCCAAACGGAAAAUUUUCCAGUGCUUAAUUUUUCCUUGGGAAAUUUUCCAUUUCUAAAAAUACAUGGUUUCAGAAAAUUUAUUUGUAACAAUGAAUGGAUGCCAAUACAAUAUUAGGCAAGCAUGGCAGUUUUAAAGUUGUAAUUAAUGUUUUUUCAGGUGACUAUCCCUAGGAACUGUGUGAGAGAGUACAUAUAUCUUUUAUUGAUUUGUAAACAGGAGGAUAAAUGCACUCGCAUAAUCCAAACCAAAAAUCAAGUUAUGAAUUCACCUAAUUAGCUGUGCAGGUCAAAUCAAAACCAAAGCACAGCAUAUCAUGCAGUUUUUUUGGGUGUGCUAAAAUUAGUCUGUCAGCAGUUUUCUGUGCCUUCAGUUUUUUUCUUAAAUUUAAACAAACAAUGUAAGAGAAGUACAUGCUAUUGUGUAUUGUCCUUUACAUUUUUACAAGUGUUCCAAUAAAAAUAAUAUUUUUCACAUAAA